GCACUUUGCUAGCUGCCAAUUCCAAUUCUACAUGCAUCCAGCUUGGACCUCCCUCUUUUGGUUUUUCAGUGUUUUGUUUCAGAAUUGUGCAAUAUCUCCCGCAACUUCAUUUCUUCAUUAAACUUUCAGACAGUGCUCAAGUUUUACAGUGCCACCUGCCAUGGCACAUCAGAUGACCCGUGUAGGAUUGGUUCUCCUCUUAUUGGUGAUGACAUCAUCAGCUCAAGAUACCUGUCCAGCGUCUUCUCUUAUUCAUGGCUCCCCUGGACAGCCUGGAAGGCCUGGAGCACCUGGCAAAAAUGGCAGGGAUGGACCACCUGGCAGGAAAGGAAACCAAGGUCCCCCUGGAGCAGCGGGUCUGGCUGGUCCCAAGGGACAAAAAGGUGAACCAGGCUAUGAAGGAACAACAGGGAAAGUUGGGCCUGAAGGUGAAAGCGGAGAACAAGGAGAGAAAGGUGCAAAGGGGGAGAAGGGUGAGCAAGGAGAUAUCGGAGACCACACAAGUACCCUGAAGUCAGCCUUCUCCAUGGCUAGAAGCACAGUCAUGAGCCCAAGAAAAUAUUUUCCAAUAAAGUUUGAUAAACAGAUAAGCAACGAACAAAACCAUUAUUUCUCGAGGGCUGCAAAAUUUAAGUGCCGAAUACCAGGCUUAUAUUAUUUCAGUUAUCAUGCCACCUCGAAAGGGAAUCUUUGUGUUAACAUCAUGCUCAAUCAGGAUAGGCAGGUUGGUUUCUGUGAUCAAGUCUACAAUACUUUCCAGGUGAGUUCUGGAGGAGUUGUCCUUAAACUGAAGGUUGAUGACUUCGUCCAUCUUGAAACAACUAAUGCCAACUCAAUGCUGGGAGUGGACGGAGCCGACAGUAUCUUCAAUGGAUUCCUCAUAUUCCCAGAUUAAAUCCGCAUUUGGAGGAUGACAGAGCCUUGCAGCUAAACAUCAUGUGUUUGUUCAAAGUCUUGUAAAGCUAUAAAGAUUUGUAUUGAAAAGGUAAGAUUUUGAAACAGCCCCAGAUGAUACCAGCAUACAGCUAGCUCAUUUCUCUCUGCUUUAUUUAAAGGUGUAUGCUCACUCAUCUAAAAUAAAAGGUUAAUGUUUUUGGUAAAGGGAGAAUUUGGUUGAAUGUCUUACUGUUUAUUGAAUCUGCUGUCUCCUAUGGAGCUGUUUCAAAACCCCAACAAUUAAUGAGACUGUAACAAUACUGCUUGAUUGACCAUUUAUGAUUUGUCAUGAUUUUUAAGAAAAUGGACAAUAGAUCAUGUUUUGAGUUUCCUGAAAGUUAUAUGCUUGAAUUUCCUGUAUGAUCUCUCAAGUGGUCAUGUAGUCAAGUCUUUAAAUAUAGUCCAUACUCAAUUGCAGCUCCUCCUUUGUCUUUGAUGACAGAAUAUGAUGAUUGAUGGAUGUGCCUUUACUUCUGUAAGUAUAAAAUACAUCAAUUGCAAUAUAAAAAUGAUCAGUGUAUCCUUAAUAAUUAGUACCUAACAUUGCAUCUACUUUAUGGAAAUGUAUUGAUUCAGCCUGCUCCAAACUGGUUAUGUACACUAAGCUUCAAUGUAUGCCUUCAAAUCUUAAAUAAAGUGAAUUACUUUA
Stegostoma tigrinum is the source of this 1585-nucleotide messenger RNA. Its product is annotated as complement C1q subcomponent subunit B-like. The record is from RefSeq and is a predicted model, not a curated record. The transcript is spliced from 3 exons. Gene Ontology annotation, molecular function: protein binding. The coding region runs from base 161 to 895 and encodes 244 amino acids. Lineage: Eukaryota; Metazoa; Chordata; Chondrichthyes; Orectolobiformes; Stegostomatidae.